CCUGAUUAAUGCUCUCCUGGUCCAAUUUGAAUUCAUGUUAUCGUGAGUUCUAUCCCAAGUCACUGGUACAGGGUCAAUAACACAGCUACUGCGAUCGGAGGUUACUUGCUCUCCCUAUGCAGGUAGGUGCAAGUAAAGCACUCACUUUGGUAGACCACCAUAUAUCCUGUGUUCUGUGUUCUAAAGGUUAUGAGCGGUUUCUAAAUCACUACAAAAAAGAUGAGUAUGAGCAUUCGAGUAUGGGCUUCGGAACGACACAGACAACAAAGCUGACGAUCACUCCAGGCCACGACCCGCUCUCGGUACAUCUCGCUUGAGCUCAAAGCUUAAUCGAACGCACUUGAACCUUACGUAAAUGAUAUACACUGAUAAGGAUGGUUCCGCCUGCAUCAUCUGCCGUGAGAUUGCUCUUUUAGGACUUCUGGUCAGUGCAGAACGUACACUGCUUUCUCCUUGUAUGCGUUGGCACCCUUAUAUAAACCUCGCUCUUCAGAUCCGAGCAAGAAAACAGCACCAUCAAACACACAUGUUCAACAUGCAACACAAAAUAUCAGCCUCAAUAUCAUGGGUGCAAUCCUUUUUCCAACCACCAGAGAAAAAUAGUAGUCCAUUAAUGACAACCGAGACUGAGACUACUUCUCUUCUCCCACCUACACGAUCCGAGCCUCCAACCACAGAAUUUGAGGACCCCGAGGAUAAUAGCAGAUCUCCGGUUUCUGCAAUCCUCCAAGAAUUUUGGAUUCUCCUCCGCGGUUCCAUCCCCAUAGUGCUCGCCUACGCGCUCCAGAACUCUCUACAAACCAUCUCUGUGCUCAUCGUUGGUCGCCUUUCUCCCGAAGCCCUCGCAACAGCCGCAUUCUCCUACAUGUUUGCCAUGGCCACCGGCUGGCUGAUUGCUCUCGGAGGAACCACCGCAAUCGAUACGCUAGCAUCUGCAAGUUUCACCGGGAGCAAGAAUCCACAUGAUUUGGGGAUUAUCUUGCAGCGAUCAUUCGUUGUGCUUAGCGCAUUUUAUAUGCCUGUUGCAGUUUUGUGGAUCUGCUCAGAGCCAAUUUUCAGGGCGCUUGGGCAGGAAGAGUAUAUUGCGAGAGACUCGGCUGUUUUCCUGACUGUAUUGGUGCCGGGUGGAUUGGGGUAUAUCUACUUUGAGGCACUGAAGAAGUACUUACAGGCGCAAGAAAUAAUGAGACCGGGAACAUAUGUCUUGCUAAUCACUUCGCCGUUGAGUGCGGGGUUGAACUACCUGCUCGUCUACACAUUCGAGAUAGGCCUUCUUGGUGCACCCUUGGCUACCGGCAUCGCCUACUGGAUAUCCUUCUUUAUUCUCCUCACUUAUGCACGCUUCGUGGACGGUUGGCAGUGCUGGGGCGGUUGGAGCCGCCAGUGUCUCCAGAACAUAGGUGUCUUUGCCCGAUUAGCCUUUUUGGGGGUAAUACACGUCGGCACCGAGUGGUGGGCGUUCGAAAUCGUAGCUCUUGCAGCUGGAAAGCUGGGCACAAUCCCACUCGCGGCUCAGAGCGUUAUCAUGACGACGGACCAGGUCAUGAACACCAUCCCGUUUGGCGUGGGUGUCGCCACCAGUUCAAGGGUGGGCAAUCUUCUUGGAGCACGCAAUGCCAAGGGGGCGGCGAGGGCGGCCAAUACCGCUGCUGUUCUCAGUAUGCUGUUUGGAGGAAUCGUAUUGGCGAUUCUCAUGGGCGUCAAGGACUGGUAUGCCAAGAUCUUCAAUGAUGACGUGGACGUUAUCAGGCUCACUGCCGAAGUGAUGCCCUACGUUGCACUGUUCCAGAUUGCAGACGGAUUGAAUGGGAGCUGUGGGGGUUCAUUGAGGGGGAUGGGCAGACAACACAUUGGAGCCAUUGUCAAUAUCGUAAGCUAUUACUGUGGAGCAUUGCCUCUCGGGAUAUGGCUCGCAUUCCAUGGCUGGGGUUUGGCAGGUCUUUGGAUAGGGCAGUGUAUUGCACUAUAUCUCGUAGGAUUUGCUGAAUGGGGGAUUGUUGCGUGGAGUGACUGGGAGUUCCAAGUCAAGCAAGCAUUCGAUAGGAUGGAUCCGGGGGAAAGGGCCGAGCUGGGUGUGGCGGAUGGGUAUAUGCCGAGUGAUGAUGGACCAUUGCCUGGAAGGAACUUUGAGGUGUGA
Messenger RNA from Periconia digitata, 2137 nucleotides. The record is from the annotation of a GenBank genome assembly. NCBI's taxonomy places the organism in Eukaryota, Fungi, Ascomycota, Dothideomycetes, Pleosporales, Periconiaceae.